Messenger RNA from Raphanus sativus (radish), 1266 nucleotides. RefSeq names its product WRKY transcription factor 28. The record is from RefSeq and is a predicted model, not a curated record. The transcript is spliced from 3 exons. Gene Ontology annotation, molecular function: sequence-specific DNA binding; DNA-binding transcription factor activity. Gene Ontology annotation, biological process: regulation of DNA-templated transcription. NCBI's taxonomy places the organism in Eukaryota, Viridiplantae, Streptophyta, Magnoliopsida, Brassicales, Brassicaceae. The coding region runs from base 184 to 1074 and encodes 296 amino acids.
CUCUUUCUCUAUCAUCCUUUUUGUUCAGAAUGCAUAAAUAUUAUAAGAAAGAGAGACGAAGUCCUAGUUAAUGUCCAAACACCAAUCUACCCAAUCGGAAGAAAAAAGCUAAUCCCCAAACCUAAAAGGCUUUUCUUCUCUCUUCUUCUUUAUCUUCUAUUUCUCUCUUCAUUGUUCUUCACCAUGUCUAACGAAACCAAAUAUCUCUGCAACUACCAAUACCCUUCAUCUUUCUCUUUGCACGAAAUGAUGAAUCUUCCUUCUUCAACUCCAUCUAGUUAUGGAAACAGCCGUUUGGAUCCAUCUUCCUACUCGUACGACUCUCUACUUCAGAAAACUUUUGGUCUUUCUCCCUCUUCAUCAGAGGUUUUCAACUCUUCCAUCGAUCAAGAAUCAAAACGCGAUGCAUCUAAUGACGCUACCGGUGAGACUCCAGCUAGAGUUUCUGCAUCUUCUUCCUCUAGCGAGGCUGGUCAUCCCGGCAAAGAUUCUGGUAAGAGCCAAAAGAAACGAGAGUUAUCUGAAGAUGGAUGUGAAGAAAAUCAAAGUUCCAAAAAACUAGGGAAAACUAAAAAGAUGGAGGAGAAGAAGAAACAAAGAGAGCCACGAGUCUCGUUCAUGACUAAAAGCGAGGUUGAUCAUCUUGAAGAUGGUUAUAGAUGGAGAAAAUACGGCCAAAAAGCCGUCAAAAACAGCCAUUACCCAAGGAGUUACUAUAGAUGCACAACGCAAAGGUGCAACGUGAAGAAACGAGUGGAGAGAUCGUUUCAAGAUCCAACGGUGGUGAUUACAACUUACGAGGGUCAACACAACCAUCCGAUUCCGACUAAUCACCGGGGAAGUUCCACCGCGGCUGCUAUGUACUCAGCUAACUUCAUGAAUCCGAGAAGUCUUACACAUGAAAUGUUUCCGACGGCUGCUUAUACUAGCAGCGGUUCCGCAGCGUCGGCUUAUGGAUACGGGCAGAGUGGUUAUGGUAAUGCCAACCCUAAUUCUUAUCAAGAGUAUCGCCAAGGAGAAUAUGAGCUCUUGAAAGAGAUAUUUCCUUCCAUUUUCUUCAAGCAAGAGCGUUGAUCGAUUAAAACUAUAAACUACAUAUAUACACCUCUCUACUUCUAUUUUCUAUAUAUACAUAUAUUGGAAGAGAGAAAUACCAAUAUAUAUAUAUAUAUAUAUGUAACUUAAGACCUAUUUUUGUCUCUCUUAUUUGCAUGUACAUACUUUUUUUUCAUGAGAGAUUGAUAUAUAAAUUAGGCCUGGAUUAUA